GCAUUUGUAUUUCUCAAAAAUAAUUUACCUCUCAACAGUCUGGCAACGAUUGCCUUUGCCACAAAAACUAGCAGGGGCUAUAAAUGAAUAAUUUUCGAGAAUUGAAAUGAGUUUAAAUAAUAAAAACAAUCAAAAGUAUUCUGCAUUUCCGAACAGCCAAAAUCGUGGUCACGCAGAUUUUGGUCAACCUAGCUAUCCAGGGCAAUAUGCUUUUACUCCACAAUUGUCUGUUUCAAGCAAUACACCUCAUGAUAUGAAUAAGCAGGUUGCUGCAGGUCAACCAGGAAUGUAUACUAACUCUGGUGGAAUGCCUACUGCUCAGCAGCACCAUCAGUCGAUGGCAGGUCCAGUACCUAACCCUCAGCCUGCUACUUUAGUACAGCAGGGUCAACAGAUGCGUGCUAAUCCUAUGGCUAUGCCGGGCUACUAUACAGCUCGAAGUAGCGUGCCACGAACUAUACCAAACAUGGGUAGGACACCAUUGCAAACUGUUGUCAACCAAGCUGGGCAACAACCAACAUCACACUAUGGACAGAUACAGAUGUUACCUCCUUUUUCUCAUCCUAUGCAACCAGUUAUUGUGAACCACCAAUUUCAACAAAUGUAUCAACAGAGGCCAUUUAGUCCUCCCCAGAACAUAAUAUUCCCAGCAGCAACUGGCCAGCCUGUUUAUCUUAAUAAUCAAUGGGGUACUCCAUACCAUAAUCCACCACAAGCUAAUUCAAAUGGUUUCUAUCAGUCCCUGCCAACUUACACCAACCCCAUUGCACCGGCACAACAAAUUACUCCGCAGCCUGCUCAGCAGACACAAAAGAAAACAAAAGCACUAGCAAUAAUCGACCCUGCAACGGGAAAAAACAUUUUUGAUGGCAGCACUGAUGAGGAGAGUUCUCGUCCAACUCCAGAAAAAGAAACUGAAAAUUCAGAUCCAAACAUAUGUGUUCAAUUCGCAGCUCAAGUGGCUGCAACUCUAAAUGAGAAAAGUGAACCUCUAUCUAAAUCUUCUUCUGUUGAAGACACAAGAAUUAUAGAUUCUCAAACAAUUAUUAGUUCGAAUGAAAUAGACGCUGAACCAGAAGAUAGUGAACUAGGUGAUGUUGAGAGUCUGGCUGAUGUUGAAAGCUCAUCAGAUAUUGACAAUUUAGAAAUUAGCCGAAAUGUUGAGUGCAUUGAAAAACAUUCUUUGCCCAGCCUCAAAGAUGUUGAUUUAAAUAGUAUUAAUAAGACUGUUUAUGAAACUGAUAAAAGCAUUUCUCAAGUUAUUGAACCAACGUUAGAAACACAAGACUCUAUUUACAAUUGUUCGAAAGAGAAAAAAUCUCACGAGGUUUCUGAAGAGUUGACUUCGAUUUCUAGUAUAUCUAAUCGGGCUGAUCAUUCAGCUGCUGAUAAAAGCCUUCAUGAGAGCCCAGAAAUAGAUAAUGAAUUAAUAUCAACUGUAGAACCAGUUGUUCAGAAGGCUGUACAUGAAACACAAGUAGUUCCUCCAUCUAGUAUAAACUAUGAUGAAAGCAAGUCUGUAGAAAGUGACAUAACAGAAAUCUUAUCUUCCAGUAGCAAUUCCAAAUUGACUCCAGAAGGAAAGAGAGGCAACAAGGGUAAAAAAAAGAAGACCGAAUAUAACAAGAAAGGCGAGAGCAAAGAUGGUGGAGAAAUGGAUGCUUUCCUUGAUAAAGGAGAGGAGGUUGUCGCAGUGUCAGUUUCAACUGCUCCAACAGUCCCUCAAAGUCAAGCGGAUGAGCAGCCACUAUCUCCUUUACCUGCUGCAAUUGUAGAUAGUGAAUUGCUUAGUACUAUUCCUCUGCCUGGAGAAAUACUCUCUGACAAUUCACCUCAGAGUGAUAUCUCACUAGUUGAACAGCAGAGUGAUUCAUCUUCAGUUUCACCUACGAUUGAAAAUGAAGACAAAGAAAAUGUAGAUGAUCCAGCACAGAAUAAAACUAAACAAUCAAACAAACUAAAAUAUAGCUACAAAGAAGAUCAAUGGAGUCCUGUAAAUAUCGAGGGGAAGAAACAAUAUGAUAGGGAUUUUCUUCUUCAAUUACAAUGCCAGCCAUCGUCCUUAGUAAAACCACAGAACUUGCCAAACCUAGAUGUCAUUAAAGACAAAGCUCAUAUACAGAAGUUGAACGAAGUCAACAGACAGGUGCAACAACAAAUGCCUGUGAUGCCUAACUUCCGAGAUCACUUUUUGCCAACUUUUGCACAAAGAGGAGUACCUAGAAUGCCCCAGAUGAACAAUUAUACUAAUCGACGUAGUCUCCAAGGUAGAGAUUCUAAAACCAAAAAAGUUAUAUCCCUUUCUCAAAAUGUUAAACUUCAUGAAGCUGAUAAUGCUUGGAAACCUUUGUACAAGCAAGAUGCCGGUAGUGACCAGAUAGAUCUUGAUAAAGAGAAACUUAAAAGAAGUGUCCAAGGAAUCCUUAAUAAACUUACGCCACAGAAGUUUGAAACUCUAUUGACUCAAGUUAAAAAUCUUAAUAUCGACACCGAGGAAAAACUGUGCACAAUCAUUGAUUUAAUAUUUGAGAAGGCUGUGGACGAGCCAAACUUCAGUGUUCCCUAUGCAAACAUGUGCAAGCAUUUGGCAUUGAUUAAAGUGCCCACUAAGAAUAAGGACUUUGUGAAUUUCCGUAAAGUACUUUUAACGAAGUGCCAGAAAGAAUUUGAACAGGAUAGAAGUGAUGAGUUGAAACACGAGGAAAGGGUUAAGGCUCUGGAAGAGGCUGCUCCAGAAAAGAAGAAAGAGUUAGAGCAGGAAAUGUAUGAUGAAGAAAAGAAAAUGAGAUAUAGGCAGCUUGGCAAUAUAAGAUUUAUUGGCGAACUCUUUAAACUUGGAAUGUUAACUGAACCAAUCAUGCAUGAAUGUAUAAAGAGGCUCAUCUCCCAAGGAGAUGAAGAAUCACUUGAGUGCUUGUGUAAAUUGCUGAAGACAAUAGGUAAAGAAUUAGAUGAUCGAAAAGUUAAAGGUUCAAAAGAAAGUAUGAUGGAAAAUUAUUUCAACCAAAUGCAAAAGAUUGUAGACAAACGUUUAACUAGUUCUAGGGUCAGGUUCAUGUUGCAAGAUGUUAUAGAUUUAAAAAGGAAUGAUUGGGUUCCUAGAAGAGAUGAAAACAAUCCUAAAACCAUUGACCAAAUUCACAAAGAAGCUGAACGUGAAGCACGUGAGCAACAACAGAAUCUGCAGAACAUGUCCUUCCAAAAAAGAGUACCCGAUGACCGAGACAGAAGAAAAAAUACUGCUCGAAACAUGGGAACAUCUGAAGAUGGGUGGACGUCUUCUACAAAAAGUAGUAAAGGCAGCUAUAGUCUUGUUGAUCCUAAUAAAUUAAAACUGACUAAGCCUGAUGAAGUAGAUAGCAUAAGGCUUGGACCAGGAAGAGCGAUGCAAAGUUGGGGUCGAGGUAGCAGUGGUGGUACCAAGACUCCUGCAGGUUCUUUUGAUCCUGAGAAGACAGCUCUCACAAACAGAUAUUCUGCUUUGGCUGAGCAAACUUCCAAUCCUAGUUUUAUUGAAAACAGAAGAGGAUCUCAAAGAUCUGCUGCAUCAAGUCGUGAAUCUAGUCGUGGGCGAAAUACGCAGCUGCCUCCUGCCAUAAGGAAAACUCCAUCUACCUCUAAGGAAAGAGAUAAUGUGAUAGAAGCAGUGAAAGGGUUGGUUAGAGGUGGUACUUCUAGUGAGACUAAAGCUACUGAAAUAAAAAAGAGUCCUGAACUCCAACUCAAUGGCAAGGGAGCUGAUUCAAUGGAACUGACGUUGAAAGGUCCAGAAUAUAAUAUUGAUCAGAUGGAAGUUAAAGCUAGGCCACUGGUUGAUGAAUUUCUACAUAAUAAUGAUUUUGAGGAAGCAAUCAGGUGUGUCACGGAGCUGGCUUCUCCUAGUACAAUCCAUUUGUUCAUUAAUGCUGCAAUCAACCAAGUCCUAGAGCGCUCUAGUCAAGCGCGCCAUUCCCUUGGCCAACUACUUUUUAACUUAGUCAAACAAAAUAUUAUCACCUUCGACCAUUAUAAAAAAGGGUUCGAAGUUGUGUUAGAGUCGAUAGAUGAGUUCGCACUAGAUAUUCCCAUGAUAUGGGAGUACAUUGGAGAGAUCCUUGAGCCUAUCCUAGAAGAUAACAAAUUUACUCUAGAUGUUCUUAAAGAUGUCCUAAAACCUUGUAUCUGGACUGUUGGUAUCAGCAACCCUGCUUGUGCAGCUAAAAGAAGAGGAACUAUCAAACUUGGAGAGCUAUGGCGAGAAUCUAAGCUACAGUGGACAGACUUUUUAGGGGACGAUGCUAAAAUAGAUGAAUUUAUUCUAAAGCAUAAAUUGGAAUUCACAAUUUGUCCUACUAAAGUAAAGCCUACCACGCCAAUGGCAAUUGAAGAGAUAAAAAAGAAUCUCCUUGAUUUGCUUGAAAAAACUGACGAAAGUGAAGAAAUAUUUGAUUGGAUAGAUGCCAAUGUAUCUGAGUGUACAGAACCUAAAUUUAUCCGUGCCUUGGUGUCUGCUGUCCAUGAAAAUGCCAUAAAAGAUGCUUCUUCUGGGUGUGAAUUAGAUGUUACGAAAUUGAAAAAAAGGAUAUCUAUACUAACACGAUAUAUAGAUCAUAAUGAAAAUCUAGAACUUCAAGCUUUAUAUGCUAUUCAGUCACUAAUGAAUCAACUAAAUCAACCUAAAGGAAUUCUAAGGCAGAUUUUCGACAUCCUCUACGACGAUGAUGUUAUCACCGAAGAAUCGUUUAAAAACUGGGAACAAAGUGAUGACAUAAACGAAGUGGAAGGCAAAGGCGUAGCAUUACAUUCUGUCAAAUCCUUUUUCACUUGGCUAAAGGAAACAGAUUCUGGUGAUUCUGUGACUGAUGAAUGACGAUUCUUAUGCUCUAAAUUAUUUUACUUAGAUAAAGACUCGAAAGCAGUUAUUUUGUGUAUGACACAAACUUAUGUAAUGAAUCCUGAUGCGACUAAGGAAUCAGUUGGAUCUCUAUUCCGAGUUUACUAUAGGAAAAAUGAAUUGUCUGUGCAAUUUAAACAAAGUUAUCCCCCGUUUUGUAAAUUAAAAGAAACAUUUGCAGCAACUGGUGCAUCUUAUAUAAAAAAAAUAUUCCUUUUGUUAUUGAAUGAUUGACUUGUGCAUGUGUUUAAAAGGGUGCAAGUUUUAUCUUGUUUAUUUAUAUUUAAUGUGAACAAUUGCUUCUGAUGUUGGGAUGGUCAUGUGACUUUCUUCUUAAAAAACCGUGUCGGCCGUUUCAUUGGUUUUGAUCCGUAAUAAAUGAUGAGAACCACUGAAAAAGAAAGACCCGAUUAUUUUUAAGACAUGAAAAGAUUUUAGUUUUCUUUAAAUUAUGUAAAAUGACACAUUGUAUAUAACUGCCAAUAAAUAGGCUAAUUUAUGAAUUGUUAAUUUUUCUUAAAAUUGUGUAUGUUGUCUCAAGGUUGUGCCUUUAAUUAUUUUUUUCGGCCAUUUUGCUCAAGUUAAGUAUCUGUUUUAUUUCUGUAGCGACAUAAGAGGGGGGUUGUCGUCAACAAUAUUAUUUAAACUGUUAAAUUUGUUUCCUGGCAUUCUUUUUGUCCAAACUGUUAAGUCUAUUUGCCACUCUUGAAUUUUGAUACUGUUUUUAUGUUAAAAAUAAAGUAAACUUUGUAAAAAAAAAUAAAUAAGAAUAUAUAAAAAGCAGUACUGUUCCUACUGGUGAUUCAUGUAAAUUUUUUUUUAAACAAAAUAAAAAAAAGUGUAUAAUCAUAUACUUAACAACAUACUGUCACGAUGAAAUAAUGAGAAGCUGAGAUAUAUACCACAAAUAAUUUAAUUUUAGACUACUAUGUCAAUUGUAUUUCUACUUCUUAUUGUGAUAUCAAAAUGUAAAAAAAGGACUGUAAAUUAAGUAGCUGCAAUUUUGUGCAGAGUAUUUUCUUUUUGGAUGAUAUUAGAUUAAAAGUUUAUAUAAGUACUUCUGUGACAUAUAUUUAUUGUAAAUUAAAUCCAACUAGAAAAUACAAAAAAAAUUUAUUUUCGUCUGUAGAAAGCCAGAUGAUUUUUAACUGGCUGCAGUAUGUAUUGAGUAAUAGCAGCAAAAUAUAUAUAUAUAAUGUUUUAUACAUAAACUGAAAAAUGAAGAUUUUGUAUUGCUAAAAAUAAUUCAAUGUUAUAAAAACUUGAGAUUUUUUAA
This is a messenger RNA of Parasteatoda tepidariorum (common house spider), 6149 nucleotides long. Lineage: Eukaryota; Metazoa; Arthropoda; Arachnida; Araneae; Theridiidae. The record is from RefSeq and is a predicted model, not a curated record.